GUGAGGGAAGUGGAGGUGCAAGCGAGUGAGUGCUAUUGUGUGCUUUCUCCCUGCGGAUACUUGAAGCCUUUUUGUGGGGGGAUCUGACGUGCAAGCGGGACCCUUUGCUAGGGAUGUUCGACCACCGGGACGCACUUGUUGGCUAAAGAAGGAGGUGUUGGUAUAUAAAUGAACAUUUCUUCAGCAUCAAGGAAGUGCCCAGGUCAUGAAACUUAACCCACAGCAAGCUCCACUGUAUGGUGACUGUGUCUUAACCGUGCAGCUCACAGAAGAGCGUGAAUUAGUAGAUGAUGUCGUUUUCUUCCUUCUGUUUGUUGGCUCCACAAGCAAGCAUUUAACCAGCACUCGGAAAGUUAAUUCCGCAACGCUAGAAACCAUUACCCCAGGCCAUGACUGUUGUGAGCGAGUAAAGGUUUCCCUGUGUGCUUCCAAGAAAGACUCUUGUGUUGUGGUGGCAGAAGAGGACUUUGAUUAUAUUCAAGAUGAGGCAUAUGACUCGGCUCAGUUUUUAGCUGCUAAUGCAGGCAACCAGCAGGCACUUAUAUUUGCCAGGUUCUUAGAAAAAUCAAGACCAUCUACAGGGGAUGCCACAGUUCUGGAUGAGAGGAUCACAUUGGCUUUUCAACAUCUAAGCUUGCCAAGUGGAUGGAGUGUUCUUGGAACAGACCCUUGCAUAAAAGAUGGCCACCUGCAGGAGACGUUGAUGCACUUUGCUGCAAGACUGGGUCUCUGCCAGCUGGCACAGUUCCUUCUGAAGCAGCCUGAUGGUAGAACAGCUCUCACUAUAUACAAUAGUGAAGGGGCUACUCCUUUAAGCCUGGCAUUAGAAAGAGGCUUCCUGAAAUUACAUCACCUCUUUACAGAGUAUGGAAUUUUAUGUUUUACUGUUUACUUUCUGUGCUUGAUAUGACAUGUACUUUCUCAGCAGAGCACACAAUUAGACUUUGUCCUCAUGCCUAUUGAUGUUAAAGGGCAAUAGCACACAGGUUGCUGCUCUUGUUGGGCCGAAUCCUAAACCGACACUGUGUAAAGUGUACAUAAAUAAAUGAAUGGGAUGGUUUGCAAAUAAUUAUACCAUUUGCAAUGAAAUACAGGGUCUUAAAGACAGCAUAUCAAGUGCUGAUUCCAAGACAUUUUAUUGUUUUAUGAAAAAUAUUUGUUGAUUUUGAAAUGUGCAACAAAAUACUUGAAAAAGUUGUGUAAUGCUAAAAAGAGUGGAGGGGCUCUCAGAAAUAAAUUUGUGGUGGGGUACAGCAUUCUGUGAAACACUGCCUGGGCAAAUAUUGGCAAAAAUGUAGGAAUGAUAUUCCUCAACGUAAAAAUUGCAAACAAUUUGGGAGUUUCAUCAUCUACAGUAGAUACUAUCAUUAAAAUAUUCAGAGAAUAGGGAGAAAUCUCUCUCUACAAGGGACUAAGCCGAAAGCCAUAUUUGGAUGGCUGUGAUUUUUGGGUUAUCAGAUGGCAGUGCAUUAAAAACCAACACAAUUCUGUAGUGGAAAUCACUGAAUGGGUUCAGGAAUACUUCCCCCCAACCAUUGUUUUUCGACACAGUUUAUUAAAACCCCCACCAUGCACCCCCACUAUAAAUAUGAUCCAGAACACGCACAUCUUUUCUGGGCCCAUAUGUUGCCAUACAAACAGUGUAUUUUUCAGGGAAGCUGACAAAGCCAAACUACAUUCUGCACAUAUUACGUCAUCGAUCCAUAGUAUAAAGGUCAACUACCUGCAGUCUAGACCUCUCACCCAUUGAAAACAUUUGAUGCACUGUUGAAAAGCUGAAAUCCUAUAUCGGGCAAAACAACAUUUCACUUUACUCAAAACUAUAGCAUUUGAUCUUCUUGGUUCCCAAUGACAUUAAAAGAAGAGCUGAUUCAGCGAAGUGGGAAACAUUCUCCGUGCCAACAUUUUUUUUUUGAAAAAGUGUUUCUGGGAUGGAAUUAAAAAUAAUCAUAUAUUUUUAAUUAAUCAAAAUUUCUCGGUUUCAAAAUUUUAUAUGCUGUCUUUGUACCAUUUGCAAUUAAAUACAGGGUUUACAUGGUUUAUAACUUUAUAACUCUAUAUGGGACCUAGGCCAUUUUGGAAGAUUAAGGCUGAAGAACUGCAAGUACUGUUACAUUACAGUGGAUGACCAGCUUUGUUGCCCAAUGUAACUAUUCAGAGAACCUGACUCACUGGUCUGCUAUAGUGAUGUGCGUGCCGGCCUGAAGCCAGCGGGACCCACGGGUUUACCUGGGGGUCGGGCAGGUUCGGCCUGACUUUCGCAGUAUGUCCUUGGGCCACAGGCAAUUUCGUGCUGAAUUUUAGCCUCCAUUAUCCCCACCCACAUCCUUCUUCUGUCCCACUUCCGCCUCUGCAUGCACCUUUUUAUAUACUUGCGCAGGCCCCACCCCAGCACUUUUGUGACUUCACAGUGGUGUCGAUAUAUACAGAGGGGAGCAUGCGCUGGAUUUGGAUAAGGGUGCGGACUGGGGCGCAGUGGGUUAGGGUCGGUGCGGGUCGAGUUUUUCUUGACCCACCCAUCACUAAUCUGCUACUAGGGAUCUAAUUCAUAUAAAACAUUUGUAACAAAUGAAAUGCAGAUGAAAAACGUCAUUCUUUGUUGUGUACUAUUUGAAAACAAUGAAUGCAAUGCAAAAAAUUUUGACCAAACUCUGUUGCGUGUGCAUGCAAACGUGCUGACACCAUAGUUCCGUGUUCAGGUAGGACAGAAGGCUAAUUACUGCUUUGGUGCUGAUUCUCAGCCUGUGUAUCCAACAAUCGAGUAUCAGCCCCCUAUCCCUGAGAUCAAAACACCUUAUCUGUACAUAAGGGAUACCCAGAAUAAAUCCUUUUUAGACAGAUUUGGUAUUAACUCAACUCAGUUUUAACUGAAUGUGCUCACCACUAAUUUUUAAAACCAUUAGGUGGGGGUGCAAUGAGGCUGUGACCACAAAAUACAUAUAGACAAAUACAAGAGACAUUUUGUGCAUACUGCUACUGAAAAAUGCCUUACCCUUUAAACAAAACUCCCAAACUUGGCUGCCCUUUUAUGAGACACCAGUGGGAUCACCUAACUACAGCUGGGAAGGGUGGGAGCUACAACGUGUGUAUGUAUGUAUGUAUGUAUAUAUGUAUGUAUAUAUAUAUAUAUAUAUAUAUAUAUAUAUAUAUAUAUAUAUAUAUAUAUAAUACAUACAGAUCAGGGAUCCAUUAUCUGGAAAGCUCUGAAUUACAGAAAGGCCUUCUCCCAUAGACUCCAUUCUAAUUAAAUAAUCCAAAUAACGAAACAGUACCUUGUACUUGAUCCAAACAAAGAUAUAAUUAAUCCUUAUUGGAAACAAGACCAGCCAAUUGGGUUUAUUUAAUGGUUGACAUGAUUUUCUAGUAGACUUAAGGUAUGAUCCAAAUUACAGAAAGAUCCUUUACCUGGAAAACCAUAGGUCCUGAGCAUUCUGGAUAGCAGGUCCAAUACCUGUAUUAAGGUAUGUGUGCAAGAAGAUAUAUGUAAAUGUCCAUGACGCUAUAUUUCUUAGUAUUCAUAACUGGUCUGUCCAGCCUGUGAUCUUUUAGCUUUUGUUAAACUUCAACAUUGCACUUCCCACUGACUGCUGACGGCUUAUUUCUAUUAUUAUUAUUAUUAUUAUUAUUAUUAUUAUUAUUAUAAGUAGUAGUAGUAGUAUUAUACUUUAGCAACAGAUGAUGAGCCACAAGUUGAGCAUCCCUUGCAUAUAUAUUUGUUCAUGCUCCGUUUAGGCCAAACUUUAUUGACCUUUUCUUUUGUAUAACUGCACUGUGUUUUGUACUUGUUUAUGAAACCGCAAUUACUUUCUGUAAAAUCUAUAUUUAAAAUGUUGUGGGACUAGCUAUAAAAAAAAAAACACAAACAAUAUCCUAUAGAUUUCCUUCAGCACAUGAGCACACGUGUGCAAAUGCCUUAUUUCCACCUUUCAUAUUAAAGUUACUGUUUUAAA
Molecule: messenger RNA, 3950 nt
Organism: Xenopus laevis (African clawed frog)
Lineage: Eukaryota; Metazoa; Chordata; Amphibia; Anura; Pipidae
Gene: akap13.S
Product: A-kinase anchoring protein 13 S homeolog
Biological process (GO): adrenergic receptor signaling pathway; regulation of Rho protein signal transduction; MAPK cascade
Cellular component (GO): actin cytoskeleton; membrane
Molecular function (GO): MAP kinase scaffold activity
Source: RefSeq, marked provisional